AGUCAUGAAGAUCUCAUUAGAUCAUCAUCAGAUCAUUCAGUCUCCAAUUAGGCCUCCACUCGCCACUCCCAAGGCUGUGUAUGCAGCUGGAGGUGAUCCAGCACCUCCAGCAGAGCUUGGAGGCGGCGCACCAGCAGCAGUUCAAGUCGCAGAUGGACAUCAUGCAGCACCUGCACGCGGCCCAGCAGCAGGAGCAGCACUACAAGCAGCUUGAGGAGCAACGCAAGCAUCAACUGCAGCAGCAGCUACAGCAGCAGUUACGCGGCGGCGCACAGCACCAGCCGCGCCUGCUGCGGCCCAUGCUGCCCUCCAACCCCGGCCUCAGGCACCUGCUGCAGCAGCAACCCCAACAAUACCGUCCGGGCGGCGCGGCCACGCGUCCCACAACCCAAACCCAGCAAUUCGACGAUGUGCCCAGCUACAACGACUUCCUCUAACAGUUACAACCGGACUUCUUCUCCUCGCUGUGUGACUUGCCUAGCGACGAGCGGUUCAUGGACUAAAGUGACGUUUGACGCCACUGAAGUGUAUUAUAAGGCAAUGUGAAUAAGUAGGUAGGGAUGGCGAAUCAAGAUGAAUGUUGCACCUUAUGCUGCUUGUGCAGUCCGCGUCAAAUGGUUCACAACGCCCAAAGUGGCCAAAAAGUUAAAAACACAACCUUAUUUUAAUAGACUAUUUGACACCAUUCCCCUUUUAAUUCGAAAUCACAACUUUUUUAAAAAGACACUUCAUUCUGGUCUUAAAAACUUUAUUAAUUUUAAAUUAUCUGUAAAUUAAGAUUUUUGGUCGGAUUGUAAUUGAAAAAAGUAGUUUAAUCGAGUUGACAAAAUAGGAGUCUCGUUUUGACAGUUUUAAAAGUACAUCAAUGAGGGUUUUCGCGAAUGAAAGAUCCGCUAGAUGGCGGGACGUGGAUGUCGGGUCUGACUGCUGCGUGUUUGGUGGAUUUUGACAUAUCUGUCAAUGUCAUGUCAAAAAUAACCAAUCAUGCAGCAUUUGGACCUCGCGUCUACGUAUUGCCGUCUGGCGGAUUUUACAUUCGCGAAAACCCUCAUUGAAAAAGUAGUUUGAGUUGACAAAAUAGGAGUCUCGUUUUGACAGUUUUAAAAAGUACGUCAAUUGAUUGAUGAUGGUGUCAACACGUCUAUUGUAAAAAAAGACAUGUUGUGUCACAAACUAUUUGACGCUGCCUGUAAUGGGUGCAAUUUCGAAAGAAUAAUGUGUAUAUUGUGACAUAUACCAAAUUAAGUAAAUAAUACUGUAAUAAUGAUUUAUAAAGCUUAUAAAAAAGUGAUAAUGAUGGGACUAUAGCUUGCCUGCGAAAUAGGGUUAAAUAAAAUUAGAAAUUGGUACUUUUCCAAUUCUUAUUCCAAAACAGUCAAAUAAUACAGAUAUAGAUUUCAAUUUUGUAUGUUAUUUCGGGAAACGAUGCCCGUUUUUCUAUGAAAAGUAGAUGUAGUAAUACUAAACACUAGAGAAAUCUCAAUAUAUUUUUAGAUGAAUAGCCCAAAAAAGUUCCUUUGGUACUUUUCCUCGAUAGUUAUUACUUUAUUUUAAUGUACAGUAGUUAAUUUGUACCGCUAGGUGGCGCCACUAAAAUAUUAAUUAAAAUUUUGUUUUGUACCCUGGCUAUAGAUUUUAUGGAGAUAAGAGACAUUUUAUAUCGUUGCUUAUAAAAAUAUAAUCGAUAUAUAUUUAAUUUUUAGUACUGACUGAUUUUAUCUAUAAAAAUUCUUUAUUAAUUUUUCUAAAUCUUAUCUAAUGGUGAUUUAUCUUUUCAAUUCUCUUUACUUAUUUCUGAAUCGUGUUAUUUGUGAAAUGUUGGUUAAUUUAAAUAUUUUCCAGACAAACUACCAUAAUGAUGAAACUAUAAAAUGAAGAACUGUUUAAAUAUUUCAAUACAGUCACAAAAGCGACAAUUGUUUUAAAGUAAAUGUUUUAUGUUGAAUUAAAUGUUUUUUCUAACUUUGUAAAGUGUACAAAGAUCAUAGUCUGAUGUAAUUUGUAGAUAUUAAUAGGUACAGUUCAUGUAAAAAAUACACUCAAAUUGUAUUUUGAAAUGAGUGGAUUAUAAAAUGAUAAUUUUUGUACGAGUCUGAUAAUAAUAGUAAAUAUUUCUAUAAAUAAUAGAAUUGUUGUAAAAUAAAUGAUAAAAUGUAAGAGAUUUUUUAAAUGCUGAUAUGUAAAGUGUUUUAAUUAGUUAAGAUUAAUUGAAUAAAAUGUUAUGAUACA
Messenger RNA from Ostrinia nubilalis (European corn borer), 2229 nucleotides. RefSeq names its product AT-rich binding protein-like. NCBI's taxonomy places the organism in Eukaryota, Metazoa, Arthropoda, Insecta, Lepidoptera, Crambidae. The transcript is spliced from 3 exons. The record is from RefSeq and is a predicted model, not a curated record. Bases 81 to 437 code for a protein of 118 amino acids.